This is a messenger RNA of Pseudo-nitzschia multistriata, 1299 nucleotides long. Lineage: Eukaryota; Bacillariophyta; Bacillariophyceae; Bacillariales; Bacillariaceae. The record is from the annotation of a GenBank genome assembly.
ACACACCAUCCAAGAAAAACACAAGAUGGAUCCCUACGUGUCGUCGUCGUCCGACAAGCCAAAGAAGAAAAAGAAGAAGAGCAAGGAUCCCUACGGACCCCCUCCUGUCACCGAGGACCCCUACGGACCCCCUCCCACCGGCACGGCGGGCACGGAAUCCGGCGGGAGGUCCUUUGCGAGCACCACGGCCAAUUUCGGCAAGCAGAAAACCUCCCGCGGAAAAAAGUCCAAAAAGGCCAAGCAAAAGCCCAAGCCCGCGUCCUCGUAUUCCUACGAGGCCGUAGACACCGGGCCCAACCCCGUCCUCGAGGCCUCGGGCUGGAAAGAGCUCCAGGACGAGCACAAGGCCGGCGGGGUCCUCUCGGGAACCAUCGACGGGUCCGGGGGCGUCUUCGAGUACGCCAUCACCGGCGACGAGUCCCAGAUCGUCACCGUCGCCGUUCCCCCCGGCGAGUCCUGCCAGGGCGAGCCGGGAAGCAUGAUGUACCUGACGAGCCCCGUCAGCAUGAAGGUCAGCUGCGGGGCCGACUGGUUCGGCCGCUGCUGCGGCGGGGAGUCCUGCUGCGUCGUCAACUUCAACAACCACACGGGCGAGGUCGGAUACGCGGCCCUGACGACCAACCAGCCGCUGGCCAAGGUGGUCCCGGUCUCUUUGUCCUCGAGCGAGGUGGGCGGGACCCUCAUCGUCCAGCAGGGUGCCUACAUGGCGAGCUACGGGCACGUCGAGCUCUCCUACGACUGCGACUGCAACCUCGUGCGGUGCUGCUGCGGCGGAAUGGUGGGUACUCGCGGUGGCGGCGUGGCGUGGCGUUUGUCGAAUUCGUUCGUUUGUGUUGUUUGCCUUUUUUGUUUCCCUUUUUGUCUUUCUUUGCGUCCUUCUCACUCUUAUCUCCGUUGCUCCAUUCCCUUUCCACAUCGCAUCGCAUCGCUGCCAUGCCAUGCCAUGCCAUGCCAUGCCAUGCCAUCCCCAGGGCCUCGUCCGCCAAAAAAUCACGGGCAGUGGAACGGCCUUUCUGGGCGCCACCGGAACCAUCGUCGAGAAGGUCCUGGCGGAGGGCGAGGUCAUGCUCAUGGACACGAACUGCAUCCUGGCAUAUGCCGAGUCCUGCACCUUUGACCUCAAGAAGACGGGCGGCAUCGUCAACUGGAUCGGCGGGGGCGAGGGAUUUUUCAACUCGAGCCUCAAGGGGCCCGGCCUGGUGGUCGCCCAGUCCAUGAACAUGUGCUUGCUCCUCGAGUCUCUGGCGGCGGAGAAAAUGUAUCGGCGGUAGGCGGACGGGACGAAAACAACCAAUGCAU